UACAUUAACUCUCGACCAGCUUGAAUUGGUGAAGUUCUUAAGACUGUACUGAAUCCCUUUAAUUGAGGUACGUUUGGAAAUUCAUCAGCGGCUGUGUUAGGAGCAAAUUUGAUGCCGGCCAAGUGAAGCACAACUUGUGCAAUAGGUCUAUCCUAGUUUGUCACGACGACAACAAUGGCAGCUAGGUGUGUUGCAAUUGGAGCCAGCAGCGGGUUUUUGCCAUUAGUAUGCUUCUCGAAACCAGAGCACGUGUUCUCGGCAAAUGUUAGAAGACACCUAGUAGGAUUAGAGCAGAGCUCCGUUUUAACGAUUGCGCCGGCAUUCAACAGACGGACUGCAAGAUUGCCGAGCAUUUGCAGAAGAGCGGGAGCACCAGGAGACGAUGAUAAAGAGAUUGAGAGAGAUCCCGGUGUCAAGUCGGAAUUCAAUGGCAAAGUGGAGGAAAUAGAAAAAGCCUUAGGGCAGUCCUUCGGCGGUGCACUUUGGUUUGCCGUCCUCCUGGUGUGUUUGACAGUCUUUGGAGGUGGUUAUGUGUAUUUGAUAUACAAUUUCGCCGACUUCUCUGACAUUCCGAUUCUGAAUGGUCCCAAGGGAUCGUAGUGAAGUUACGUGCAGCUUGUGGAGUUUAAGACCUCUUACUACACAAGCUUAUGGUUGCGCUCAAAUUCGAUGUCUCUAGCCGUACUCUGACUGAAUUUGUGUUAAUUUGUGCACUAGCAUUUAAGAUGUAGAUUGACGAACUUCACGUCUACUUUGCCGAUUUGGCAGUGGCAGUGAAUCUCAUUGUAUAAACGGGAACAUAGAAGGCGGCAUCUCUAUUUCCUGAUCCGAUUUCUUAGUUUCCGAAGCGAUCUUACCACUGGUCUUUGUGUUGGAAUGAUAACCUCGCAUUGGUUGCCCUACUGAGGUGUAACCCUAAGAAUGAGGUAGGCUGAGGAGUGAACUUGCAGAUUUGAUCAUAAUUUUCGUUUAUCCAAUGUAUAAACGAAGGUACAUUUUCGUAGACAUUAAUGUAACAUUAGGUCGUGAUAUCUACUGUAGUUAUUCUCCUCGUUA
Molecule: messenger RNA, 1056 nt
Organism: Physcomitrium patens
Lineage: Eukaryota; Viridiplantae; Streptophyta; Bryopsida; Funariales; Funariaceae
Source: RefSeq, a predicted model, not a curated record